GAGAAGUUGAUCAUCUGCAUCAUUUCGCACUUCUCCUUUGUAAAGAAUAUAAUAAGCAGUCGAUUAAUAAUUUUCCUCGUUGUUAAAAUUUGUGAAAAAAUAUAACGUAAAAAUGUGGAAGAUCCUCACAUUUAUUUUGCUUCUCUGCGUAGCAACAACUUUAGCUUUUCCUUCGAUUCAAGCAGAAACAAACGAAGGCCCCAUGUUGAACAGAUUGAAUAGAGCUGCUGAUCAUUAUGGAGGUGGACAUAAUGGACAUGGCGGUAGUAAUGGACAUGGUAGUGGACAUGGCAGUGGACAUGGCGGUGGACAUGGCGGUGGAUAUGGUGGUGGACAUGGCGGUGGACAUGGGUAAAUAAACUGCGAACGUUUAUAUAGAGUUUGUACUAAAAAAAUGCUACGACAAAACUUUCAAAAAUAUGUAGAAUAACCAGUAACUCGUCCAAUAUUAUAAUAACUAUAUUUUGUUAUAAAGAUUAUUUUGAGAUAAAACAAGAUAUUUGCCAAUA
This is a messenger RNA of Vespa mandarinia (Asian giant hornet), 509 nucleotides long. RefSeq lists its product as uncharacterized. The record is from RefSeq and is a predicted model, not a curated record. NCBI's taxonomy places the organism in Eukaryota, Metazoa, Arthropoda, Insecta, Hymenoptera, Vespidae.